Molecule: messenger RNA, 1184 nt
Organism: Juglans microcarpa x Juglans regia
Lineage: Eukaryota; Viridiplantae; Streptophyta; Magnoliopsida; Fagales; Juglandaceae
Product: ganglioside-induced differentiation-associated protein 2-like
Exons: 3
Coding region: 7-795 (262 amino acids)
Source: RefSeq, a predicted model, not a curated record
AAGAAGAUGCUUGAGAAUAUCCCCUCCGAUUUUCCGAACCCGGAUCUCUAUCUCUUUAAUUACGCUUGUCCUCUCCUAUAUCAAUACAAUUUCUUUCUUUCUUUCUCCCUCCAACCCAGUCCAAUUUCUCUGCCUCUCCCCCUCUCUCCUCUGUUUCUUCCAAAAUUCAAAACCAAGAAAAUGUGUGCCCACACUUGCCAAUCCCAACGACAACAACAGCAACUCAUUGAAGAACUGGAGAUCUUCAAGAUCAAAGGCAGAGACAGACGUGGUCGCAAGAUCCUUCGCAUUGUUGGAAAAUUCUUCCCCUCUAGGAGUUUGAGUGUCGACGUGGUGAACAAGCACCUGGAGCAGAAGGUGUAUCCGAAAUUGGGGAAAAAGGCAUUCUCGGUGGUGUACGUGCACACAGGCGUUCAAAGGUGCGAGAAUUUUCCCGGAAUCUCAGCCCUAAGAUCAAUCUACGAGGGGAUUCCGGUGGACGUGAAGGAGAAUCUUGAGGCUGUGUACUUUGUCCACCCGGACUUGCAGGCCAGGCUCUUCCUCGCCACCUUCGGUCGGCUUCUCUUCAGCGGAGGGCUAUACGGGAAGCUGAGGUACGUGAGCAGGCUGGAUUUGCUGUGGGAGCACGUGAGGAGGAAUGAGAUUGAGAUCCCGGAGUUCGUGUAUGAUCAUGAUGAAGAUUUGGAGUACCGUCCGAUGAUGGAUUAUGGUUUGGAGAGCGACCAUCCUAGGAUCUACGGUGCACCCGCGGUGGAUUCGCCCGUUCCAUUGUACUCCAUGAGGUGCAUCUCAUAAAGAACAGAGAGUAUGGAUGGGCCUUGUGGUCAACCUUUUCUCAAUGUGAGUGAUAGGCUUUUCUUACUUUUUUCUUUGGGUUUGGGCCUAUUUUUUUAUUUUUCGAUAGGACCUAGUUUUGUUAAUCGAGGAUGUUUUCUGAUCGGGUCGGGUGUCUCGGGUCGAUAUGUCGGAAUAGAUGGAAAAAGGGAACAUUUUUGAGGCGUGGACGACCCUCAGCUGCCAUGCCUGUGGAAGCUAGACAACCAGAAAAAUUACUCCUCAAACAUACACUCCGUCACCUUAUAUAUAUUUGUUUUUUCAUAGAGAUUCUUUGUGUGGACUGUUGUUGUAACUAAUAAGGUUGCUUGAAGGAGUCAAAUUUUGGUGGGUGUUUUCGUUUUUGGCUA